This is a messenger RNA of Emiliania huxleyi CCMP1516, 2328 nucleotides long. RefSeq lists its product as hypothetical. Lineage: Eukaryota; Haptophyta; Isochrysidales; Noelaerhabdaceae. The transcript has 3 exons. The record is from RefSeq and is a predicted model, not a curated record. The coding region runs from base 13 to 2328 and encodes 771 amino acids.
GCUCGAUUCCUCAUGUCAUCUGUCGAGCACUCUCGUCUUCACAUGGGCGGAGGCCACGCUCCCGCAGAGUGGUCGUACGACGCCGGCGGCCUCCGCGGCUGGUCCUACUAUAUCCGCGCAUUCAACCUGCUACGCGAACAGCCGAGCAUGGAGAUCGGAUGGGGUCAGUGGUCCAAGCCUGGUGGCCACUCGGAGGACAUCCUCGAGGUCUGCGGGCUCCACCCGGGCGGCUUCGUCUGCGACCCAUGCGAGGCAUGCGAGUCGACGGGGACGUGCAGCGACCCAGUCACUGGCGACCCGGCACCGAUCAGUGGUGGCUGCCAGGAUCCUAUCCGCGAAGACCCGACGCUCGCAAACUGCGGACAUCCGACCGACUAUGAAGCUACCGAGAGCUGUGCCUUCUGGGAGUGCGGAGAGGACUCAAAGGGUGGCGUGCGAGGUUCCAUCGAGGGAGGCAUGGGGUACUGGAUGUACACGCUCGAGACCCCUCACGUCAAGUGGAUGUUGCCAGGCGCUACGAACGCAAAUUACGAGGUAUUUGGCGGCACCUUCUUGAACGACCGGCCCCAGCCCUGCACGGUACUCGGCGGCGCAGUCAGAGUGAGCAACCGGCUCCUGGUCCCCAAUGAUUUCGUCACGUUUGCAGGCGGCGACGACACAGACGGCUUCUUUGGUUACAUGCUCACCAAGUCACCUUUGGGCAAGCGAUCUGCCACCGACGCCGCGAACUACUGGACCAUUGUCAUCGACGCGGCCAACUUUGCCGGGCCAGUGAUGUACACUGCGGCCUGGUUCUGGGACAGCCGAAUCAACUGGCAUCCAAAAUCUAUCUCGUGGUCUGAUCCGCGAGUCAACAUCGGGUACGUGGCCCAAGGUUUUGAGGGCUCCAUCGGUGCCUUCACAGCGCGGCAAGGUGGCUCGCAGUACUGGCGCACCACUCGAUGGUCGAUGCCACGCGACCGCUUCGGGCCGAGCUCAUCCCCUAACACCUCCACGCUCUUCACCGGCCACUCGCAGUUCGCCACCGACUGGGCGGUGGAUGCUCUCGAGCCCAUGUUGAGUGGAACGGGCCCGGUCGGCGAGCGGACGCACACCUUUGUUCAGCAGCGGUCUGCUGAGUCGCGAACAAGGCCCGACUGCAAUGCGCCGCCCGAGGGCGAGGGCGGAAUGUCGGUUUGGGACGAUCAAGAGGACUCGGAGGUCACUUGGAGCGGCUUCGGCAUUGGCAGCGCCUACGAUCAGACAAAGUCAGAGGCGGCACACUGCGCGUCGACGCUCUCGCUCGACCCUUCGAAUGCGGCCCUGUCGUGCGACCAGCGGCGGUGCGAGGCGGCGGCGUUCCUUCAGGGAGGCUUGGGCAACUCGGACCCUCCGGUCGUCAUCUCGGCCGAUGCCGUGCCGCCCGAGGUCAAGGCGCAGUUCGAUGAGGCGGCCUUUCAACCGACCAAGAUGAACGAAGGGACCUUCCUCGGACCGCCCGCCGAGACAGAGCAGGCGUGCUUUGACAAGCCGGCCAGUGACACGAUGUACUGCACCUUCACCGCGAGCAAGGCUUGGAUUGGCUGGCGCUGGUACAGAUUUGUCGAUCAGCCGGAGCUCUAUAUGGUCUUCGAGUCGCUCCCCGACGAUGGGACUCGCCAGGCGGCUCGCGACUACAUGCAAGCGAGAAUCGAGAGGCUGCAUCGCCAGCAGGAGGCCGACAGCACCGGAGGGUGGUUCUCGCCACCGCAGGGCGACGCAGCGCUGCCCGCGGAGAAGGUGUCGAUUGACCCUGCCCUGCUGCUUACGCCGCCCACCGGCUUCGAGUAUGGCUACGUGCCGAUCGCCGUGUACCAAAAGCCGCGCGUCAAGCCGGCCGAGUGCGAUGUCGAGGUCAACGCGGUCGGCCCUCGGCCGGUGCCGCACCCCGACGGGUACUGGGACGACUGCACCAGCCCCUCUGGUAUCGAGAACCCGAACUGCCACAGACCUGAUGGCGGCUACGACGUCGAGACCUGCUCCGCCAACGCCGAGUCGCGAGCCCCGUUCAACUACCCGGGCCGCAUCUACGGCUAUUGGCCCGGCGGUAGCCAGGACGACCGCGUGCCAUACGACGAGCACGAGGUGCGCUGCUGCUCUGACACCCGCAUUGACGGCUGGAAGAAACGCGGCAGCAACUGUCCGUGGACGGAGUCUGACGACGGCAUGGGCGGCUGCCACCACGAAGAGACGCUGUCCGAGGCGGAGGAAGUUUGCGCGGACGCCGGCGCGCGACUCUGCUCCAAGCAGGAGCUGAAGUCUGACUGCGCCAUAUUGGCUGUCUUGCUAGAUGGCCUUCUGUUUAUGUAA